AUGAAGAAGGCAGACAAGCCAGGUGAGCAGGUGGAAUAUUUCCGUAAAAGGUGUGAUGUCUCUAAGGAAGAGAAGAGGGAGAAGCCAAACAAUCAAACACGAUUUAAAAAGAAGACAAAAAAAAGGAGAAAUGCGUUUCCUUUGUCCUACAUCCAGGUUAUUUCCUACGCUAUCCUUAGCUCACCGCAAAAACGAGUCACUUUGGCUGAGAUAUAUGAUUUCAUCCAAAACAACUAUCCUAGCUUCACUGAGAAUAGAGUACGUUGGAAGAACACUGUCCGUCACAAUUUGUCCCUUCAUGAAUGCUUUCAGCGAGGAGAGAUCGCGAUGCACAGGGCUGGAUGUUACUGGCGGAUCCAUCCCAGCUUUUUGGCAGAGUUUAGCCGCGGAAAUUUUUCGACAAAACGCAGAUCGAUGUGCCAGAAUCCACCUUUGACUAGCACUUUACUCGAAAACCACAUCGCUGUUGAACGUCCUUGCUUCCCAUGCUGUAUUCAUCAGCCAAACCCACCAUUUUCUGUUGCUCCCAUUUCACCGCUGACGCCGCUGUAUUCAGAUCAUCGCCAUAGGAGCUUUCCUGUGACAUACGCGGAUCAAGUCACCUUCUUACCAUCAUGGCAACCCACUGGAUGGUAA
This is a messenger RNA of Porites evermanni, 636 nucleotides long. Lineage: Eukaryota; Metazoa; Cnidaria; Anthozoa; Scleractinia; Poritidae. The record is from the annotation of a GenBank genome assembly.